GAAAGAGUUUACUUAAUACCACUGAUAAAAUGGACUUUCCCCAAUGAUAGCGUAUUGAUUUUAAUGUUUACGGAGCUAAGUAAUUUUAUUUCGUUUUCAUUGAAAUUUGUAAAGUUUAACUAUAGUGUGAAUUUUCAAUUUCCGAAAAACAUUAGUCCAACUUCCUAUUUAAUUCAUUGUCAUAGUGGAUGGACAGAGGCACUUUUCAAACGAAUGGGUUAAUAAAAAGAUUGAUAGUCACAGCAUAUUGAAUAAUAUUUUGAAGUUCCAUAAAAAAUUCAAAUCACGAAUUUUUCUGACGACAAUAUCACAAAUAGACGUAUGAUAUUCUACACAAAUUACAGUUCGUCCUUUCAUGUAAUUAAUAGUUAUUGUUUUUCUAACUACUCGACUACACUUGAACAACUAUUUUAAUUUAAAAAAAAAAAAUCAAUGUUAUAUUUAACAAUGAUAACUAAUGGAUAUUGAUCAUUCUAUAAAUAAUUGGUACAAAAGGAUAAGCUUGAUACAGAGAAAAACAGAUCUAUAUAAGUUACAUCAAGAUAUAUUUCUAUUAUUAUCAGACACAGAUGGUUGGGACAUUUGCAUAAAAUCUAAAGGAAUUGUUAUUGGAGCAAAUACAUGUAUAUUAAAAUGUCGUUGUCCUAGACUUUACUAUGAAAUAUUAAAACAAUUUGAUGUUAGAAAUCUACCAGUUCAUUUAUUAGAAUGUUUAUCAAAUUUCAUUAAAACUGUAUACACUGAAAAAGAAGUCACUUGUGCUGAAAAAAAGCUAAUUGGAUUAAUUAAGGCAUACUUUAAUAGAAAUAAUCUUCUUACAUCAAUUGAUACAUACAAACGAAAAAAUAUAUCGUGUGAUAUAAAUCCAUUAUAUUAUUCCCUAUCUCAUAUUAAUGAUUUUUCAUCAAAUGAAUUUAGUGAUUUAGAACAGUCUCCAUGUGAUGACAUUGAAUCUGUUAUUAUAAAUCAGGCCAUUAUUGAUAACCAUCCUAAACACAACAUGAAUUUUGAUUCAAGUACAUCAUCUAAAACAUUUUUAAAUGAAUCUCAAUCAAUUGUGGUUAACAAAUGUCCCGAUGCUCUAGUUGUUAAAUCGGAUAAUUUUUUAGAAGACUGUGUAACAGAUUGUAUUAUUGAUGUAUCAAGUUUAGAAGAUGGAGUUAAAUUAAGUGCCAAUCUUAAAAAUAAAUCUGAAGUUAACACUUUAAAUAAUGCUAGUAUUCCUCUUUGCGGCAACUCCACAGCUUGUAAUACAUCAGAAAAUUCUCCUAGCUGUAUUAUAAAAAAUCCAAAAAAUAAAUUAAAUUCAUCAGUUGAAAGUACAGUAAACAAGGAUAUACAUUUAGACGUAGAAAAAGAAAAAUAUAUUAAUGAAAACUAUGUAUCCAAUUUAUUAAAUGAACAAAUAAACAUAACAAGUACUGAAAACACACCUAGUGAAAAGCAUUCUAUUGAUAUUUCUCCUAAACUUUAUGAUGGUAAUUUAGAUGUGUCACUACUGUGUAAUUUUGAAAUGCAUACUGUUAAACAAGAGGAGGCUGAGGAGAAUAAGGAUGCUGUAAUAGGGAACAAUGAAGUUCUAACACUGAAUAAUAAUAAAGAAGAUAAUGCAAUAAUUAAAGAGCCAUUAGAUUUCCAAACAUUUACUAUUAUAAAACAUAAUGAUGAAACAUUAAGUAAUGAUUUAUUAGAAUUUGAAGUAUCAUCUGAUUAUAAAACAUUUACUGUUAUUGAUAGAAAUAAUCCAUUAUUAGUUCCAAAUAAAGUUGAAAAUUCUCAAUCUAGUUUUAACUCAAAGUUUGUAAUUGAUGAAUCACCACAUAAAUAUAAUAAUGAUUUUGAUUCUAAUGAAAAAACAUUUGAAGCAUUAAAACAUAUCACAUCAUUAAGUAAUAAUAUUAAACAAGUCAAAAUUGAUGAAGAAAAUAUUACUACUAAUAAAAAUAGCUUACCCGAUUUAGAUGUAAAAUAUUUUAAAAGUGAUAUUUCUCCUAAAGAUUCGCUUAGACAAUCUAAUUCAGAGGUAAAUAACUUUAAUUUAAGUGAUACAGUUCAACUAAAGGCCAGUAGAAAAAUUUCAAUGACAACAGAUGAUUUAUUUUUUUGUAGUGAACAAAAAUGUUUAAAUACCCAUAAUGUAUCUUUAGGAAAUGAUGUAGAAAAUAAUUCUAUUGUACAUAGUACUACAUUGAAUUUUUUGGAUGAUUCUCCAAAAAACAAUUCAAAUUUAAAUAUUUCUAAAUUUUUUAAAGAACCAAGUUCCCCAGGUUCAUUAAAUAAUGAUAUUUUUGGAAAAGAUCAUAAGCCUACAGUUUCUAACAAGUUGGAAUUUGUACCUCUAGGAGUAGAAUCUAAUAAAGAUAGUAGAAGUCCUAGACCUUCUAGAAAAUAUAUGGAAUGCUCUCCAGUAAUAUCUGCUAAUGCUUUUAUAUCUGAUGAAAAUCUGGAUAAGGAAAAUGUCAAUAAAGGGGAAAGAAAAAACUCAAGUUCAUUUUUUAUUGAUUUUAAUUCAGAAAAACCAAAGAACAAACCAAAACAUUUUGAAAAUGUAACAAAAUCCGUGGAUACUAGUACCAUGGUUUCUAAUAAAGAGAAAAUGUUUUCAAUGUUUUUUGAUUUUAAUAAAGAUUCAGAAUCCAGUGAGUUAUCUUCUAAAAACAUUAUUUAUCGUAAACCACAAACUAUAGCUGAUCGAUUUGUACGUAUGCAUAGUGAAGAACCUUUACCCAAAACAAAGGGACCUGAUAAUACAGUUACUCCUCCUCCAAGUCGAAUGACAUCUACUGUUGAAAGUUCGUCUGUUGAUAUUACUGAAUCAUGUAAAAAACAAAGUGUUUUCAUGUUUAUUGAAAAUGAUUCUUCAGCAGUUGUCAAACGUAGAUCGUUACCUCAGAGUUCUAGACUUAAAUCACAACGUAAUUCAUGGAAUGUUGAUAGUACUAUUACUCAUAAAACACAUCUAAGAACUCAUAGUGUUAAUUUAUCUGAAGAUGGGAAAUUAGACUUUAGAAUGACAAAAAGUCAUAUUGAAACCAGCACUAAAGAAAAUGAUAAUAUUCCAAGUGAGAUGUUUAAUAGUAUUAAAAGUAAUGUUAAAGUUACUACUAAUAGAAUAAAUCAAAGGAUUAACCAUUCUGUUACUCAAGAUUCAUUUGUACGUUUGUCUGAUAUGGAUAAAGCUCCUUCUCAGGAAGUUAUCAAUAACCUUACUAGAACUGAACCCAAAAUAGACACUUUGAAAAAAAAUUUAAAAAAUACAGAAUUAGCUAAAUGCUUAAAAAGAAUGUUUCCAUAUUUAAAGAGCGUUGAAAUUGAAAAAAUAUUACAAUCUAAAUCACCCGAGGCACUUGAUUCUAUUGAAGAAGUAAAAUCUGGCCUUGGUCAAGAUUUACUUAAAAUGUUUUUAGAAGAAAUAGGAGCAGAUACAACAAUUGAUGUUAAUGGAAGGCGAAUUAGAGCUCAUAAAUGUGUAUUGACAUCAAGAUGUCAAUAUUUUGCAGCUAUGUUUAGUGGUGGAUGGGUACAGAGUGCUGGAAAUGUAUUAUAUUUAAAAGGAUAUUCUUAUAAAACUGUUCAUCUGACUCUUAGAUAUAUUUACAGUGGAGAAUGCAACUUUUCAGAAAUAAAAAAUGUUUCUGAAUUAUCUAAGUUAGCUGAUAUGUUAUGCCUUGAAGGUCUAAAAGAUAACAUUAUGUUGUUCUUAGCAGCAGAAUAUUGCCACUUUUUCAAAGAAGUAUGUGAUCGUUGUACUAUUGGUAUUUUGGAAUGUCUUACAUUAAGUGUUGCUUAUGGACUGGAUGAUCUUUAUUUAUCAUGUAUAGUUUGGAUUAAUGACAACUUUUCUGUUGUAUGGCCAACAAAGUAUUUUGUGGCAUUGCCACAAGAUCUAAAAGCAAAGUGCUUUAAACAUAAAGUAGCCCAUAUUGAUGAUAUAAAUGAUGUAUUGAGUAUAACUAUUGGCUGUGAAAUAAUUAAAAGAACUGUUCCUAAUGAUGAGUGGGCUAAGGAAUUAAUAGAUUUAACUACAGAUCUCUCAAAUAGCGUAAUAAAAUAUUUAGCCAAAAAUUUCUAUGACACUAUUACAUCAAAAUAUUUCAAACAAAUAUUGGAAAAUGAAAAUUUGUUUACUGAUAGUUUUGCUACCCAUUUAUUAGCAUCAUGUAAUUGUGCAAACAGAAAUCAAAUUAGACAAGUAUAUGAUCAUUUAAGCAAAUCAUUAUCGAAUAAUUUCUGGCAUCCUCAAGGAGAAAUUUUAGUUAAUGCUAUUAUGGAAUUAAUUGUAAAAGGCUUAGCAACUGACUUCAAAAAUGGCCGUGAAAAACAAGUUAUAGGUAAUCUGCCUAAUGAUCACCGUAUGUCUGAUGCACUGGCUAAGUCUAUUGCCCUUGAAUUGGGUAUCUCAAAAACAGAAGUGAUUCCAAAUAAUAAACAGACAAACAAUCACACUACACUUUCAAGUAGUACAAAAAAAGUUACUAAUUCUAAAAUAGUUAAUAAAACUCCAGAAGUUAAACCUAAAUUAAAACUUACUGAAAAUGUAUCAACUCCAAAAUUUACAAAAUCUGUUCAAAAAUUUGCUGAGGUGAAAUCUAGAUACAUGGAACCAAAACAACAAUAUUCUUCUCCUGCAACUCAAAAAAUGUUGACAAUCCAUAAAGAUUUGCCUCGUGGCUUCCGUAUGAAUUCAUCAAUAUCAUUAACUUCAUCACCUUGUGUAAGAAAUAAUACAUCUGGUGUUAAAGUAUCUUCCAAUCGUGUAGAAUGUGGAUUGAAAACAAAAACGCCUUCAGAAUUAUCAUUAUCAACCCCAAAAAACAAACCAAAGAUGUUAGUACCAAAAACUGAACCUAUUCCUAAUUCUCGAACAUCAAUUAUUUCAUCUAAAAACUCACCUAAAAUAACACGAAAAUCUGCUAGUCACAUUAACGUUGUGAAUAGGAAAGUAACAUGUGAAAAAUCUAUUAAUAAGAUUAAAAAACAAGUAAUUCCUCCUAAAACUAAAACUUUACCAAAUGGUCACCCAACUAUAGGAUCUAGAUCAGGUACUUUUUGUAAAGAUGAACCUACAGUUAUACACAGCAAAGAUAUUACCACAUAGUAUACAUAUCUAUUUUAAAAAAUAUAUAAUUUGUUAAG
This is a messenger RNA of Daktulosphaira vitifoliae (grape phylloxera), 5136 nucleotides long. RefSeq lists its product as uncharacterized. The coding region runs from base 458 to 5098 and encodes 1546 amino acids. The transcript is spliced from 10 exons. The record is from RefSeq and is a predicted model, not a curated record. Lineage: Eukaryota; Metazoa; Arthropoda; Insecta; Hemiptera; Phylloxeridae. Gene Ontology annotation, molecular function: protein binding.